Molecule: messenger RNA, 765 nt
Organism: Triticum turgidum subsp. durum (durum wheat)
Lineage: Eukaryota; Viridiplantae; Streptophyta; Magnoliopsida; Poales; Poaceae
Source: the annotation of a GenBank genome assembly
AUGUCGUCUCUUGCCUUCCGCUGCGGGCUGGAGUGGGAGCUCGGCUGGCUCGGGGGCCUCUUCACGGCCGCGGAGCUGGUGGCCGCCGACCUUCUCCUGCAGCUCCGCAUGCACUACGAGGCGGCCACGGCGGCGUCUACGGCCACAACCUCCUCCUCUCCCUCGAGGCGCUCGGCGAGCUCGUGCUGCGAGGACCUCGCCGUGGUUGUUGAAGAGAAGAAGGGGAUCGUCGAGGAGACAGUGCCCUUGUUGUUGCGGUCGCUGGACAAGCGGGCGAGGAGGAGGUCGGCGAGUUCGUGCUUCAAGGACCUCACCGUGGUCGGCGAGGAGGAGCUGGAGCCUCCGCGGAUCGCCAAGGAGACGGCGCCGUCACCGGGGUCGGCGGAGCUGGACAGGAGGGCGAGGAAGAGGUACCGCCAGCUGUCGGAGCUCUACGCCACCACGGGACCAGUGAAGGCCGCCGCUCCUGCCGCAAAGAAGAAGAGGAAGAGACACCACGACGACGAGGAAUUUGCCGUGAGCCAGGGCAUGGGCACUCAGCAAAGACUUUGCCAAGAGCCAAACAGUAUAAUUCGGCAAAAUAAAGUGACUUCCACGUCGGUUGGUUCCAUCAGCUGUUUGCCGAGAGUGGCUUUUGGCAAAGAUGCCACAGCCAACAGCUGGCGCAUGCCACUUUGCAGAGAGUGGCUCUCGGCAAAGCCGCCACAGCCAACUGCCAGCGUGCCACUUUGCCAAGAGCAGCUCUCGGCAAAGAUCCGUUCCUAG